Molecule: messenger RNA, 450 nt
Organism: Suillus subaureus
Lineage: Eukaryota; Fungi; Basidiomycota; Agaricomycetes; Boletales; Suillaceae
Exons: 3
Source: RefSeq, a predicted model, not a curated record
AUUGCUCCUGAAGUCAUACCACCCUCAAUCACCACAUUUUUCUCUCAGUCAUUCAACAUAUCAGUAGAUGCAGUAGACUGUCUCUGGGAGAUUGUGAAGGAUCUUGUGUGGACCUUGCCGAUCUGUUAUCCUUGGACUGUACUAAUUUCUGGCAUAGCAGCAUGUGUUCUUUAUCCUCUGGUCAAGAUGUGUAUCAAUCCCAAGUGCACUGCCUGGCAGCUCAGAUCCCUCCUCAAAAAAGAAGAGCAACAAUGUGUUGUUGUUUUCACACAUGCAAGUGGCACACACCCUGCAUGGUCCAUUCACUUGAAAUGUCAAGCAUGCAAUACCAACUAUCAUCAUAAUUACAGUGUCAAGAACAAGACUCGCACAUACUAUGGUGGAAUACUAUCGCAUAUACAGGUCACAGAGCAUCAAUUUGUCAAGCUUGAGUUGGCAAUGCAGUGGAUU